AUGAGAUUUGAGAAGUCUGUUGUUCCCAUAGCCGUUUUUGCUUCUUUGGGAUCUUCUUUGGUGAUUCCAGAGCUUUCUGGAGGCUCUAAGAUGCCAUGCCGUUCUAAGGAAAAGCAUACUACGCAAGAAUUACCUGCAGAGAAGGAUGUCAGCACGCAGGACAGGUUCGGCAAUGGCGACAAGCACAAGAAACUUGGGCAAAAAGCUGACACGUUGCAGUUCCAAGAGGCGCCAUUUCCGCUAGCCCCUAUGGUCAUGUCUGGCACCGCGAGUGACAAGAUUUUGCCACAUCGCUACAUCGUUGUGUUGAAGAAGGGUGCGUCUCGUGAGGAAAUUGACUUCCACAAGGAGCUGAUCAGCGAAGUUCAGUUGCAAUCCGCUCGUCAGCUGGAUGAUAAGGAUCCUUUCUUUGCGUCGACUGCUGACGCGGAAAAUUGCGCUGUGGCAACUGGAGGUAUCCAGGAUUCUUUUGAUAUUGCAGGCCUCUUGAACGGCUACGUUGGAUACUUCACCGAUGCGGUGGUGGAUCUGAUCCGUUUGAGUCCAUUGGUCGAGUUUGUUGAGCGUGACUCGAUGGUUCAUGCUUCCGAGUUCGACACCCAAAAUGGUGCCCCUUGGGGUUUGUCCCGUAUCUCCCACAGGGAUCGCUUGAACCUGGGUAGUUUCAACAAGUAUUUGUACGACGAUGAAGGUGGUAAAGGCGUCACUUCCUAUGUGAUCGACACCGGUAUCAAUGUAGACCACAAGGACUUUGGUGGUAGAGCCAAAUGGGGCAAAACGGUUCCGCUGAAUGACGAAGAUGUUGACGGUAACGGUCACGGUACCCACUGUGCUGGUACCAUUGCAUCCAAGCACUACGGUGUCGCUAAAGCUGCGAACGUUGUUGCUAUCAAGGUCUUGAGAUCGAACGGUUCAGGAUCCAUGUCUGAUGUCAUCAAGGGUGUCGAGUUUGCUGCUCAAUCGCAUCAGAAGAACGUCAAGGAGAAGAAGAAAGGCUUCAAGGGCUCCACCGCUAACAUGUCCCUGGGGGGCGGCAAAUCGCCAGCUUUGGACAUGGCUGUCAAUGCCGCUGUGAAAGCUGGUAUCCACUUCGCCGUCGCUGCCGGUAAUGAGAACCAAGAUGCCUGUAACACUUCCCCAGCAGCCGCUGAAAAUGCUAUCACUGUUGGUGCUUCUACAUUGAGUGACGACAGAGCUUAUUUCUCGAACUGGGGUAAGUGUGUCGAUAUCUUUGCUCCUGGUUUGAACAUUCUAUCCACCUAUAUUGGCUCAGACGAUGCCACCGCCACUCUAUCGGGUACUUCCAUGGCUUCGCCUCACGUUGCUGGCUUGUUAACUUACUUCCUAUCCUUACAGCCAGACUCCGACAGUGACUUCUUCAGUGCUGCAGGUGGCGUCACCCCAGAGCUACUGAAGAAGAAACUAAUCGCCUACAGUACCAACGACAUCCUUUACGACUUGCCAGAGGGCACACCAAAUGCGCUAGUCUACAACGGAGGUGGUCAUGACUUGAAGAGGUUCUGGGGCGGCAAGGACAAGGGGGUCGCGUCGGCACAGCCCAACGAUAGAUUCCAAGAUUUUGACUUGCAGGAUAUGGUCGACAAUCUGGGUUCCAAGACCGAUGCAUUGUUUGACCAAGUGAGAAAUGUUCUUGAUAAAUUGAACAUUAUCUAG
Messenger RNA from Torulaspora globosa, 1674 nucleotides. It is a transcript of the gene PRB1, whose product is annotated as proteinase B. The transcript has a single exon. Gene Ontology annotation, biological process: proteolysis. NCBI's taxonomy places the organism in Eukaryota, Fungi, Ascomycota, Saccharomycetes, Saccharomycetales, Saccharomycetaceae. Bases 1 to 1674 code for a protein of 557 amino acids. The record is from RefSeq and is a predicted model, not a curated record. Gene Ontology annotation, molecular function: serine-type endopeptidase activity.